UAGAGAGAUAGCCGAUUGAGCUCGGUGAUUAUUCUCUUGUCAUCCAUGUGGGCGGAUGGCUUUGAUGAUGAUGAAGAUUGAAUGUGCGUGCACCUAGGGCGACUGCAAGGAGUAGGGCUCGCUUGCUUGUUGACGACGGAAGGAACAGGUGUUAUUAGGGCGAUUGCUUCGCUUGCUUGUUGGCGAUGGAAAGAGGAAGGAACUGGUUGUGAGGGCGGCGUCCAGAACUACCCCGCCAAAAAUGUGGGUGCAGCGCCAUUCCCGGAGCGUGCAGCACCGUGUUCGCUAUUACACUAAAAAUCCCCGUGUCUGAUGCUCACGGCUCUGCGAGUGUUAAUAACUGCUGCUAUGGA
Molecule: messenger RNA, 353 nt
Organism: Lasiosphaeria miniovina
Lineage: Eukaryota; Fungi; Ascomycota; Sordariomycetes; Sordariales; Lasiosphaeriaceae
Exons: 1
Coding region: 82-297 (71 amino acids)
Source: RefSeq, a predicted model, not a curated record